Molecule: messenger RNA, 1843 nt
Organism: Habropoda laboriosa
Lineage: Eukaryota; Metazoa; Arthropoda; Insecta; Hymenoptera; Apidae
Gene: Mocs1
Product: molybdenum cofactor biosynthesis protein 1
Exons: 8
Coding region: 102-1763 (553 amino acids)
Biological process (GO): Mo-molybdopterin cofactor biosynthetic process
Molecular function (GO): 4 iron, 4 sulfur cluster binding; GTP 3',8'-cyclase activity; cyclic pyranopterin monophosphate synthase activity
Source: RefSeq, a predicted model, not a curated record
AACAGAGUUUCGAUGAAAUCACUAAGAGAUAAGAAAUUAUAAACUUUCCGACCACACAGGUUAGAAGUCACUCCAAUUUCUCUUAACUACGUAUCAUUUAAAUGUUUCGUAAAAUUAAUACUGUAAAGUUGAUCUUCGGUGCUGCAUAUUCAUCCACUGAAGCAUCUGUUUCACCGAAUGUUUCACCUAGAGUACAGCAAUUUAGAGAAUUAUUAAAUAAUCCAAGUAACAAUGAUAUACUCACAGAUUUGUUCGGAAGACGACAUACAUAUUUACGUAUUUCGAUUACCGAACGGUGCAAUCUUCGGUGUUUAUACUGUAUGCCAGCAGAAGGAGUUAAGUUGACAAAAAAUGAUGGUAUUUUAAGAAUAGAAGAAAUAAUUAAAAUUGCUCAUUUAUUUGUAAAUGAAGGUGUAUCUAAAAUACGCUUAACUGGUGGUGAACCAACUGUUCGAAAAGAUAUUGUGGAUAUUAUUGCUGGUUUGAAACAAUUGUCUGGUUUGAAGCAAGUUGCAAUUACCACUAAUGGAUUAACAUUAACACGUCAGUUACCAUCUCUUCAACGAGCAGGAUUAGAUGCAAUAAAUAUUUCAUUAGACACCCUAAAAGAAAAUCGUUUCGAGCAAUUUACUCGUAGAAAGGGAUGGUCUAGAGUUAUGGCUGCAAUUGAUUUGGCUAUUCAAUUGGGUUAUAAUCCAGUAAAGGUGAACUGUGUAGUAAUGAAAGGUUUCAACGUGGAUGAGAUAGUCGAUUUUGUUAAUUUAACGAAAGAUCGUCCGAUUGACGUACGUUUCAUCGAAUACAUGCCUUUUCAAGGGAACGAGUGGAACGAGAAUAAAAUGGUUUCUUUUAAAGUAAUGAAAAAGCUUAUUAGAGAUACAUAUCCUGAGCUGCAACGUCUUUCAAACGAAUAUAACGAUACAUCUAAAGCGUAUCAUGUACCUGGAUUUACAGGACAAAUCGGAUUCAUUACAUCGAUGAGCGAACAUUUUUGUAGUUCCUGUAAUCGAUUAAGAAUAACAGCAGAUGGAAAUUUAAAGGUUUGCUUAUUCGAGGGGAAAGGGGAAGUGUCCCUUCGAGAUGCUAUACGUAACGGUGCGUCUGACGAUAUUUUAAAAGAAAUGAUCGGUGCUGCGGUACAACGUAAAAAGAAGCAACACGCAGUUGAAAAGAAACGCGUGUACGUCAGAAGUCACAGGUAUUUACAACACGAUAUACCACAUCAGUUUUUAACAUUAUGCACAGUACCUCGAAUUGGAAGUUACGCAACUAUAAGAACGGUUUCCUCGCUGUCGCACGUGGAUCCAAGUGGGAAAGUGAGCAUGGUAGAUGUCGGUUCGAAAAACGAGAGUAAACGCGUCGCGAUAGCAAGAGGAAUCGUACAAGUUGAUUCGAACAUAAGUAAACUGAUAGCUGAGAAUAAUGUGAAAAAGGGUGACGUGUUGUCUGUGGCACAAUUAGCUGGUAUCAUAGCCGCGAAACGUACUUCCGAUUUGAUACCUUUGUGUCAUCCACUUUCGUUAUCCUACGCAAACGUAUCCCUACGUUUGAACGAAAAACUGCAUCAUGUAGAGAUUACCGCGGAAAUUAGGUGUACCGGUAAAACUGGUGUAGAGAUGGAAGCCCUGACAGCCGUGAGUAUCGCGGCUUUAACAGUCUACGACAUGUGCAAAUACGCGGCUUCACCUAAAUCAAUGAAAAUAGCAAAUAUCGAGUUAGUUUCAAAAACCGGUGGUACAAAGGGUGAUUUUUUUAGAAACUAAAUAUCCCAUUCCAGUAGCGUGUAACAUGUAUGAUAUAUAACGUAUGUAUAUAAAAUUUGAGGGAUUAUAGUUUAUUCUGC